Python bivittatus (Burmese python) is the source of this 1968-nucleotide messenger RNA. NCBI's taxonomy places the organism in Eukaryota, Metazoa, Chordata, Lepidosauria, Squamata, Pythonidae. The record is from RefSeq and is a predicted model, not a curated record.
UCUAAGGGAGCAAGGAAGCGGGCUGAAUAUGCGUGUUGGGAAUUGGCCUUCAAGCCCACCGGCAUUGCUAGUGCGGGAAGGAGGAAGUUGUCUUUCUGGGUUGGAAGGCCAGAGGGGCAGUUUCCCCCAUCGCUGAGUUGUCAUAAGCACCAUCUGUGGUAUUGCUGCCUGCUGUGUGGCGGCUAAAGGCGCAAGGGUUUUCCUCCCGGGGAAGGGCUCAUAACCGCUGGGAAUAUGGGAGCCACGAGAACUCGGGAAGUGGCUGGGUUGGCACUUGAUUUCUGUUCCUGGACAGAAAUUCAGUUCAGUGCAGGGUUUUCCCACCAGAAUAAACUUCACCUGUUGGAUACUGGGAAGAGACCUACUUGCAGAACUGGAGAGAGGGAGACCUACUGGUUGGGAUCUUGGGAACCCUCCAUUUGUUCACAGGUCUCUUUCCAAAGCCAUGUCUCACCCCAGGCAUAGUAAAGGAUCUGGCUCUUCACAGGCACAAUAUAUGGAUGUUGAUGAAGAAUUAACUUUGAGUCAGACUCAGACGCUCAGUCAGGCACAACGCAAUUUGGAACAUCACUCCCCCCGUCAAGUGGAACAAAAAGUAAAUGAGGUGGUGCAAUUUCUUCUGAUCAAAGAUCAGAAGAAAAUCCCUAUUAAACGGAUAGAUAUUGUGAAAAACAUCAUCAAAGACUACAAAGUCUUUCCUGAGAUUCUCAAACGUGCCAAUCAGACCCUUCAACAGGUAUUUGGGCUGGAACUAGUGGAAAUUGACCCAAAGAACCACACCUACAUCCUGAUAAGUAAAUUUCCUCCUUUGGAAGGGGAUACCAUGAAUGAUGAUGAGAACACUCCCAAGAUGGGCCUCCUUAUAGUAAUACUUAGUCUUAUCUUCAUGAAAGGCAACCAGGUCAAAGAAUCUGCCGUUUGGGAGAUGCUGAGGAGAUUACAUAUUGACUGCUCUGGGGGAAAACACAAAGUCUUCGGUGAUGUGAAAAAGCUAGUGACAGAGGAAUUUGUCAGGCAAAAAUAUCUGGAAUAUACACGUCUCCCACACACAGAUCCUCCUGAGUUUCAGUUCAAGUGGGGACCACGAGCUUUUAAAGAGACUUCCAAGAAGCAGAUCCUGCAGUUUGUUGCUAAGAUACAAAACCAGAGUCCCAAAUCUUGGAUGGGCCAGUACAAUGAAGCUGAAGCAGAAGCCAGUGCUGCAGGAAAGCCAUAAACAUGAUGGUGUUGGAUUAUAAGGAACUGUCAAAACCUCCUCUCCUGGAACUGGGUACAACCACUGCCUGCUUUCUGUUACUAUUACUGGAAGUAAUACAAGAGCCGCAUUUCAUAUAAAGUGCUUGGUACUUAAUAGGUUCCCCGUUUGUGAGGGAAAGAUUCCAGAAUAGACUGAGGCAUUUUACUGGUCAUGUAGACAAGAUUCCUCCCUAAGACUAUAUGAUUAUUCAGCCAUUAGCUUUGUUAUUUUCUGAACUGGAGAUAAGUUGAUACAAUAUUUACCAGGAAUAAAAAUAUUUUCCAAUUCUCUAUUUUUCUAUGCUUUAUUCUCUGUAUUAAAUUGCCACCUCGUUUCAGAUGACAUAUAUUGUAGAUACUUGUAUUCAGUCAGAAUAAAAAUAAGGCACUGGCAAACUCCUGGCAAAGUUUCAGUCGAAUCCUCUGCUAGAUAUGAGUGCUUAUUUCAUUCUCUCUUCUGCUCUCUUCUUCUUCUCUUUCUCUUUCUCUCAGAAAUUCUCUCUUCUGCUUUCAGCAGAAGAGCAGCAGAAGAGAGAAUGAAAUAAGCACUCAUGUCUAGCAGAAAGAAAGAAAAGGCUUUAAAGGUGUUUAUGUUUGCCAGGAUUAUGCUUUUUUUAAAAAAAAACAUAGUUUACAGCUUGGUUAUUCCUCGUUUGUUUAAAGAAUUUAACAGAUGGGACUAAUUAUUCAUCUUAGGCUGUGAGAUCUAUACCAUGAGUUGCUUUUGGAUGA